AGCAAAUGGUCUGGACCUUCUCUUUUAAGAAGGUUAUAAACACAAGGAUAUUCGGGCCCUGCUUCUCCGGUUCCGCUCAUAUUGUAUCUGCAGCCAUGUUUGUCAAGCAUUGCUCAGCCGUCAACCAACGACAUAAAUCGCCACGUUGGCGAAUCGUUCGCUUCAUUAAGCAGCAGAUGACUUGGGGUUUCAAGUCUCGGAGCAUUUCUUCGUCCUCCGUGGUCGUGCGAUUGAAAAGAAUGACUGCAAGAAAGCACCCCAAGCAGGAGCAGCAGGAGCAGCAACAAGGCAAUACCCAGAUGUCUCUUUUGUCUCUAACGAUACCCUUUACGCUAAAUAUCAAUGGUGGCGCUUUGACAACGACAACUUUAAAAACCUACCAAAUCAACGCCACACUUGUAUGCGCUUUUGCAUUCGUGCCACUGCUCUUCUUUGCCUUCUACCAAUGCGGCAGAGUGAUCGGAUUAUUAGAAGUUGUAUUCUUUGGUGUAGACGAUAUCUUACGUACUACUUUUUCCUCUUUAACACGAAUCUUUACCCGUACUUUUUUCUCAUAACAAGUCCCUGU
Zychaea mexicana is the source of this 568-nucleotide messenger RNA. RefSeq lists its product as uncharacterized. The transcript has 2 exons. The record is from RefSeq and is a predicted model, not a curated record. The coding region runs from base 6 to 557 and encodes 183 amino acids. NCBI's taxonomy places the organism in Eukaryota, Fungi, Mucoromycota, Mucoromycetes, Mucorales, Lichtheimiaceae.